AGGAAAGUCAAUCUGUCAGUUCCUGCUUUAAAAGGAGGGUUCAUAGCUCUGAAGCCUGGCUGGGUGAUCCAGGUGAUUCUGGAUUCCUGCAUCAGGACAACCGCAUUGAACUGCAAUGCAAGCACAUGAGUUGUUUAGACACCUACGAAUGCCAGAACUUGGGGAUGUCAGACAGUAUGUGCGCACCCUUCCGACAAACACGCUGAUGGGCUUUGGUGCUUUCGCAGCUCUCACAACCUACUGGUAUGCGACGAGACCAAAAGCACUAAAACCACCAUGUGAUUUAGCAAUGCAGUCUGUGGAAGUAGAGGGUGGUGAGCAUGCUCGAAGGUCGUCUCUUCUUAACAGUGAUGAACCGUUGAUUUACUACUAUGAUGAUGUGAGAACAGUUUAUGAUAUCUUCCAAAGGGGUGUACAAGUAUCAAAUAAUGGUCCAUGUCUAGGUGUUAGAAAACCAAACCAGCCGUAUGAGUGGAUCUCCUAUAAAGAGGUUUCAGACAGAGCUGAGUGUGUGGGCUCUGCGUUACUCCACCGAGGCUUCAAACCAUCUCAUGUUCAGUAUAUAGGAAUCUUUUCACAAAACAGACCUGAGUGGGUUAUCAUUGAACAGGGAUGCUAUGCAUUCUCCAUGGUGGUGGUGCCACUCUAUGAUACACUGGGAACUGAAGCAAUUACCUACAUUGUGAACAAAGCUGACUUGUCAUUGGUUUUCUGUGACAAACCUGACAAGGCCAAACUUCUGCUAACCAGUGUGGAGAAGGGGGAAACUCCAAUACUCAACACCAUUGUUAUCAUGGAGUCUUUUGGCAUGGAUCUUGUGGAACGUGGCAAAAAGUGUGGAGUGGAAGUCUUCAGCAUGAGAGAAAUAGAGGAGCUGGGAAGAGCACACAGGCAAAAACCUAUGCCUCCAAAGCCAGAAGAUCUAGCAGUCAUCUGUUUCACCAGUGGAACGACAGGAAACCCCAAGGGAGCUAUGAUCACUCAUCAAAACAUAGUCAGCAACGCUUCAGCUUUUGUGAAAACUACAGAGAAAACACUUAUGCCUUCUUCUGAUGAUGUUCUGAUAUCAUUCCUGCCCUUGGCUCACAUGUUUGAGAGAGUCGUUGAGUGUGUGGUUCUGUGCCAUGGAGCUCGGAUAGGAUUCUUUCAAGGGGAUAUCAGACUACUUAUGGAUGACCUAAAAACACUGCAGCCAACUGUAUUUCCUGUAGUACCAAGACUGUUGAACAGAAUGUUUGACAAGAUUUUUGGACAGGCAGAUACCUCAUUAAAGAGGUGGAUGCUGGAUUUUGCUUCCAAGAGGAAAGAAGCAGAACUCAGAAGUGGUAUAGUUAGAAAUAACAGUUUCUGGGAUAAAGUCAUCUUCCGCAAAAUACAGGCAAGUUUGGGAGGAAAAGUGAGGCUGAUGGUUACAGGAGCAGCACCUGUAUCUGCAAGUGUACUGACCUUCCUGAGAACAGCUCUUGGCUGUCAGUUCUAUGAAGGUUAUGGACAGACUGAGUGCACAGCUGGAUGCUCACUGUCACUGCCUGGUGACUGGACAGCAGGUCAUGUUGGAGCACCUAUGCCAUGCAGUAUCAUCAAGCUUGUUGAUGUACAAGAAAUGAAUUACUUGGCUGCCAAAGGAGAGGGUGAGGUGUGUGUAAAAGGGCCAAAUGUAUUUUGUGGCUAUUUGAAAGAUCCAGAAAAAACAGCAGAAGCUCUGGACAAAGAUGGCUGGCUUCAUACAGGAGAUAUUGGGAAAUGGCUACCAAAUGGUACUUUGAAGAUCAUUGACCGGAAAAAACACAUCUUUAAACUAGCCCAGGGAGAGUACAUAGCACCAGAGAAAAUAGAAAAUGUGUAUCUGAGAUGUGAAGCACUUGCUCAGGUGUUUGUCCAUGGAGAGAGCUUGCAGGCCUUCUUAGUAGCUAUUGUGGUACCUGAUCCUGAGACUUUGCGCACCUGGGCCAAGAAAAAGGGAUUUGAAGGCUCAUAUGAAGAGCUAUGCAAAAACAAGGACCUCAAAAAACACAUUCUGGAAGACAUGGUGAGGAUUGGGAAAGAAUCUGGUUUGAAGUCAUUUGAACAGGUCAAAGACAUUGUCAUGCACACUGAAAUGUUUUCUAUUGAAAAUGGCCUGCUGACACCAACACUGAAGGCGAAGAGACCAGAACUGCGAAAAUAUUUCCAGUCACAGAUAGAUGAACUCUAUGCUAAUGCCAAAAUGUAACUGAGAAUGGAAUGAGGAAAGUGGCACAUGUCUGAUGUCUACUGUUGGCCUUCAUAUCUGUAAUUCGACUACAGCAAACAUAGGGAAGGAAACUGUGCAAUCAUUAACUUGUACAAAAAUGGGUACUUGCCCCAUAGGAACAUUGAAGAAAUGGAACACUGCCUUACUGUCAAGUUGUGUUGCAUACUGUUUUUAUGGUGACCUACAAUUUCCAAAAAGAGCCUUAACUAUAAAUGGUAACUAUAUGUAAGUUAUUUAAGACUUCCUUGGCCAAAAAUGGGACUCUCCUUUGCCAAGGAGCUAAGGUUUUCUUAUUGCCAGCAUGUUUGCUGUCUGCAGUGUAUUUUGCAGUUGUCAAUUCCACAAAGGAUUUGGCAGGUUUGAAAAUGCCUCUAAGUAUCUUGCAUCCUCAGAAAGAUUACUUAAUCUGUUCAAAAAAAACCCAAAACAAACCACCAGGAAAAAAAAAAUACCCUUACAGUUGUAUAGCUGGUAUCACAUCUUGCAUUAGUCCUAAUAUUAACAGGGGCAAGGCAUCUGUGUGGGUGUUUUUUUUUUGUUGGGUUUUUUUUUUCCUCCUCCCUUCUAUAUAUCUGCAGCCAGUUCUGAGAUGUACUUUUAUAAGGUAGAAGUCAGAACUCUACACAAAAGAGACUGAUGAAUAGGAGUUCCUCAGAGUAAGUCUGCAUUUGGUGGUUCUGCACUGGAAGUGUGGAUGCAGGUAAUUCAGCAAGCGUAGCCUUUGCUACAUUAACACAAAUCCAGAGUAAUGCCAGCCCUGUAAAUGAACAGAUCCUAACUCUGGCAAGAACACUAGAGACCGAAAAGCAAAACCAUUCAGGAGGCUGGGCUAUGCUAACAGUCAGGUAAACAUUGCACCUAUACUAGCCACUUGUUUCCCUGUAAUGAACAUGUAUUUAAAAUGCAUUUUUUUUUUAAAAUGUGCCAGGUCCUCUAUAAGCAGAAGAGCUUCUGACAUAACCUCUCAGUUUUCUGUGCUUUAUGUAUGAGCCACUGAGUAUUCUUCACUAAAUAGCAAAAUAGGUCAGGUAGAAUGUUUUUGCCUGAUGCUUUGCAGCAAUUGGAAGUAUUUAUAUAUGCCAACAGAACUGUGUGUUGGCACAGGAUAGGUAUUUGUUCAGGGAUAAAAACCUAAUUCCCAGAUAAAUUACAAAAUAACUAGUUACCUUUUGUUUGAGCAAUCAGCAGAAAUAAGCCUUAUUACAGCAUAAGUCUUUUGCUAUCCUUAACAGAGUUGGUUUUGCAUUGGCAUUCAUUGCUGUUUUUUGAAAACAUGGAUAUAUGUAAAAUACAAGCACAACAAGGUUUGCACUAAGAUUUGUGUGUGAUUGUAAUGCACUACCCUGUAGCAUAAUUUCAUACAUGUGUGCAAUUAAGGUACACAAAUCCAAGUCAACUGUUAGAGCAGUAGUUUGUUACAUUGGAAUUCAAAUGUUUGCUUAGUGUUGGCUAUUUCUAUGUUUUAUAAAACCAAAACAAUUUUCAAAACCAAUGAAGGAAACCAAAAUAAAUAUUUCUGCAUUUCAA
Molecule: messenger RNA, 3760 nt
Organism: Haliaeetus leucocephalus (bald eagle)
Lineage: Eukaryota; Metazoa; Chordata; Aves; Accipitriformes; Accipitridae
Gene: ACSL1
Product: acyl-CoA synthetase long-chain family member 1
Exons: 21
Coding region: 116-2212 (698 amino acids)
Biological process (GO): very long-chain fatty acid metabolic process; long-chain fatty acid metabolic process; long-chain fatty-acyl-CoA biosynthetic process
Cellular component (GO): endoplasmic reticulum; membrane
Molecular function (GO): arachidonate-CoA ligase activity
Source: RefSeq, a predicted model, not a curated record